GCGCCACUCGUCGAUGCGGCGCACCCUCCAAUGCCUCGCAGGCAAUCGUGCGACCGUUGCCAUCAGCAAAAGGUCCGAUGCGUUACCGAAGCGGCGGACGGCGCCUCGGGCCGUGAAGGGACCACGGAAGCAAACAAUUCAAACACAGCUGAGCAUAUGAGCGCAGAGACUCCAUGCGUGCGGUGUAAGAAUGCCGGCGCCGUCUGCAUAUACAGCCUGGGAACUGGGUUGGCGAACCAGGGGCAUCUCCCUCUUCGCGAGUCUUACCACGAGGCCGCCCCCCAAACGGUCCCUUUGCUCUCCCCCGUGGCUACUCCCACAACUUGCGAGUCCUGGAGCCAACACGAGCUCGGUCUGGAUGGGCCAUUGACUCCGGAGUCGUGGUUCCUAUCGCCGUUCAGUCAGAGUGCCAGCCAGGCUAUGACCGACAUGGCCCAUCUCACCUCGUUCUCGGACGCCGCCACCGCCACCUCUAUCCCUUGUGUGCCCCUAUUCGAGGGGCCCAUCCCUGACAGGGCUUCGGAGACGGAAAACGCCUUGGGAAUAUAUUCAUGGCUCUAUUCCAACCCGGUCGACUACACCUUCCAGGAAAUAGCCCAGAUCACUCAGCGCAUCCACGCUGCAGCCCUGCGCAUAACAUCGCCAGCCACGACGUCGGUCCCGCUGUCAUCACCAGCAGUCAGCGACAUCCUCGAUGCCGCCAACACUCUCGUCUACCUUGUACACGCCUACGCCUCCAAACAGCCAACCCUCCCCUCGCAAGCACCCUUAGACAGCAGCAGGACAAUUCCCAGACCCGAACCGGCAGAAGGCCCCCCCGUAUCACCACCAACCCACAACACCAACCCACCGGACCACUGCAUCAGCAGUUGCGUUCCCUCCUCCCCAGCAACCGCCAUCGACGACGCGCUCGACGCCUCGAUCCGUCUCACCAUCCACGCAGCCCACCAGGCCCUGCUCGGCGUGUUCGACGCGCUGUCCGCCUCCUGCCUGCUCUACCUAACAGCGGGCCCGCAGCAGCAGCAGCAGCACCAGCACCAGCAAACCAACCCCCACGCAGCGCCACCACAAACCGGCUGCCCGUCCGUGCCGCCAUCGCUCUCGCAGAUCGCGGCGACGACAAACCUGCUGCGCUCCCUGCUCGACCAGCUGGACCGCGUUGUCCUGGCGCUGGGUAAUGCAGGGCCGGCUCAGGCGCAGCAGCAG
Molecule: messenger RNA, 1206 nt
Organism: Thermothielavioides terrestris NRRL 8126
Lineage: Eukaryota; Fungi; Ascomycota; Sordariomycetes; Sordariales; Chaetomiaceae
Exons: 2
Biological process (GO): regulation of DNA-templated transcription
Molecular function (GO): DNA-binding transcription factor activity, RNA polymerase II-specific; zinc ion binding
Source: RefSeq, a predicted model, not a curated record